Molecule: messenger RNA, 336 nt
Organism: Raphanus sativus (radish)
Lineage: Eukaryota; Viridiplantae; Streptophyta; Magnoliopsida; Brassicales; Brassicaceae
Product: 60S acidic ribosomal protein P1
Biological process (GO): translational elongation; cytoplasmic translation
Cellular component (GO): cytosolic large ribosomal subunit; ribosome
Molecular function (GO): protein kinase activator activity; ribonucleoprotein complex binding; structural constituent of ribosome
Source: RefSeq, a predicted model, not a curated record
AUGGCCAACACUAGUGAGCUCGCCUGCACUUACGCAGCUCUAAUCCUCCACGACGAUGGAAUUGAAAUCACCGCUGAAAAGAUAGCAAAACUAGUGAAAGCAGCCAAACGUGGACGUUGAAUCAUAUACUGGCCUAGCCUCUUUGCUAAGCUUUUUCAGAAGAAGAACAUUGACGAUCUCAUCAUGAAUGUUGGAGCUAGUGGUGAUGCGGCUGCUACGGUUUCAACCAACGUCCCUGCAGCUAAAAGCUGUCCAGCAGCUGAGGAAACAAAGAAGAAGAAGGAGGAGGUGAAGGAAGAGAGUGAAGAUGACAUGGUCUUCGGAUUGUUUGACUAG